Molecule: messenger RNA, 3966 nt
Organism: Necator americanus (New World hookworm)
Lineage: Eukaryota; Metazoa; Nematoda; Chromadorea; Rhabditida; Ancylostomatidae
Exons: 32
Coding region: 1-3966 (1321 amino acids)
Biological process (GO): transmembrane transport
Cellular component (GO): membrane
Molecular function (GO): ABC-type transporter activity; ATP hydrolysis activity; ATP binding
Source: RefSeq, a predicted model, not a curated record
AUGCCUCCUAGACCACAAUUCGACCUUCAAAGAGGAGGGGCGGAGCCUAAUCGUGCUUCGGACACCUCUAAGAAGAGUACGGUUCCAACAGUGACGUGCAUAACUUUUCUUAAUAACAAAUUAAUCGAUUGUUUUGAUCCUUUCGCACCACAGGUGCUCGCAGUACCAGCUUUCGCUGGCCCCACAGAUGACGACGAUGAGGACAGAAAACAUGCAUACACACCUUCUACUAUUGAGAAAAUCAUUAAUAUUUUGUUGUGCAGAGGUGAUCUUGCCAAUCAAGUGUUGGAGGUGGCGCCAGUUUCGAUAAUAGGAUUGUUUCGAUUCGGCACAUCUUGGGACUAUUUCUGCAUAUUUAUUGGCGUGAUUUGUGCGAUCCUGAGUGGAAUAUCGCAGCCAGUUUUGGCACUUGUCAGUGGACGCGUCACAAACGUAUUGUUGGUAUAUCCGCCAAAUUCCAAGCAGUUCCGCAACAAAGCUUAUGAAAAUGUGUAUAUUUUCCUUGGCAUUGGAGUGCUAAUGUUCAUUACAAAUUUCAUCCAGUUCAUGUGUUUCCACAGCUGUUGUACACGAAUUAUUGCGAAGAUGCGUCACGAGUAUGUCCGCUCGAUUCUGCGUCAGAACGCUGGCUGGUUUGACAGAAAUCAUUCCGGCAAGUUAACGACGAAACUGAACGACAACAUGGAGCGAAUCCGAGAGGGGAUAGGCGACAAACUCGGACUACUGAUUCGCGGUUGUGCAAUGUUCAUCGCAGCCGUCAUUAUUGCGUUCAUCUACGAAUGGCGACUAGCGCUUAUGAUGUUGGGUGUCGCGCCAUCCACUUGCCUUAUUAUGUCAAUCAUGGCCAGGAAAAUGACCGCCACAACCAUGCGGGAAUUGGCCGGAGUUGGAAAGGCUGGAUCAAUAGCUGAAGAAUCGCUCAUGGGUGUGAGGACAGUGCAGGCGUUCAACGGACAGCAAGAAAUGGUGGACAGGUAUUCAGCUGAGUUAGGUCGUGGAAAAGUAUUCGCAAUAUGGAAAGGCUUCUGGAGCGGUUUUCUCGGAGGCUUAUUCUUCUUCGUGCUGUUCUCAUUCUUGGGAUGUGGCAUGCUUUACGGUGGCUAUCUGCUGAAAGUUCAAAUCGUAAAAACACCCGGUGAUGUGUUUAUUGUCGUGAUGUCGAUGCUACUAGGAGCGUACUUCCUCGGUUUGAUCUCACCUCACCUCAUGGUUUUGCUGAACGCGCGUGUAGCAGCCGCAAGUAUCUACCAAACAAUCGACAGGGUGCCUAAAAUCGAUGUCUAUUCACCUCUUGGCAGACGGCCAGAUCGUAUUCAAGGGCGAGUUGUGUUCGAGAACGUGCACUUCAGAUAUCCCAGUAGGAAGGAAGUGAAGGUACUCAACGGUCUGAAUCUUGUAGUCGAAGCAGGACAGACUGUAGCCUUGGUAGGCCACUCGGGUUGUGGAAAAUCCACCUCUGUUGGUCUGCUGACCCGUCUCUAUGAGCCCGAAUCCGGGCGUGUUACUCUGGACGGAGAGGAUGUGCGUGGACUGAAUAUUGAAUGGUUACGGAACGCCGUUGGGAUCGUGCAACAGGAACCCUGUCUGUUCAACGAUACCGUAGCAGGGAAUCUUCGUAUGGGCAACCCACAUAUUUCUCUGGAACAAAUGGUCUAUGUUUGUAAAAUGGCAAAUGCCCACGAUUUUAUUGUCAAACUCCCGAAGGGCUACGAAACCUACAUUGGAGACGGUGGUGUCCAGCUAUCGGGUGGUCAAAAGCAACGCAUCGCUAUUGCAAGGACAUUGGCGAGAGAUCCUAAGUCAGCGCUGAACAAUGCUGCUCGUGGCAGAUCAACGAUUGUGAUCGCUCAUCGUCUGUCAACGGUUAGGGACGCGGACAAAAUCGUCUACUUUGAAAAAGGAGAGAUAGCAGAGCAGGGAACACAUGAAGAGCUUGUGAAGCUAGAAGGAAGAUACUAUGACUUGGUGAAGGCUCAACAAUUCCUACCAGAGGCUGAAGAUUUGGAGGAGGAAAUCGAUCUGAACGAACCUGAUCCGCCAAUGUUUCAAAUGUCUCGACGAUCUACAUUGACAGAGUCGAAGAGAUCAGGCUACGAUGCUUUUGUUCGUGGACAAUCGAUAAAUGAUUCGUUUGGACAACAUUCUCGUACGUCUGAAAUUAAUGCAGAGAGUGAGGCACAAGCUUUGGAAGUUAAAAAGAUCAUGGAACAGGAUGGCAUUAUCAGUGCUGGUUUCUAUGAUAUCUACAAAAACGCUUCUGGCAACUAUCAUUGGAUGCUACUUGGCCUUAUUACGGCGAUGUGUAGAGGUCUUGAGCUUCCAGCACUAGCAAUGAUUUUUGGUUAUGUUUUCGAAGCUUUCCAAAUGGUCCCCUGGGGAGCGGAUAUGAUGCACAGACUAUGCAUGGCUGUAAUUGUCUACUCAUCUGUUGGCUUGGGUGUGCUUCUGUUCCAGUUACUCAGCAGCGUGUUCUUCGCUAUUGUCUCGGAGAAUCUUGCAAUGCGAUUCCGUAUAGAGACGUUCAAAAAUCUUCUCUUCCAGGAUGCUGGCUAUUUCGAUAAUCCAGCUCACGCUCCUGGAAAACUUAUUACUCGUUUAGCUACCGAUGCCCCAAAUAUCAAGGCGGUCAUCGAUGGUCGCGCUCUCCAAGUGAUCUACGCAGUAUCCGCGAUCAUUGGCUGCGUAGUAAUUGGAUUCGUGUAUUGUUGGCAGGUUACGUUACUUGGCAUUGGAUUGUUAUUCCUACUUGCGACAUCGAUGAUAUGGUUAGCACGAACGAUUAUGAUCAAAAAUAUCGAACUGAUCAAGAACGACGAAGCUGGACGUCUUGCCAUCGAAACGAUUGAAAACGUCCGCACAAUACAAUUACUUACACGAACCAUGUUGUUCUAUUCACGCUAUGAAGCCUCCAGCAAAUAUCAAAAGCGAUCCGAGUUGACUAAAGGAAUCUUCGAGGGGAUCAAUUUUACUAUUUCGCAGUCGUUCACCUAUAUAAUGGUGUGUCUUACGUAUGCCGUCGGAAUUCACAUUAUUUACACGGAACAGAAAACUUCAGACAGUGUGUUCAGGAGCAUUAUCGCUAUGCUUUUGGGCUCCGUCGCUGUGAUGAACUCCUCCGCAUACUUUCCCGAGUUCGUCAAAGCUCGUACUGCAGCUGGUCUUCUGUUCAGCAUGAUCUAUCGUAAGCCAAGAACCGGUGACGCAGAGAUGGGCGAAAAAGCAGUAAUUCGUGGCAACAUAUUGUUCGACGAUGUGAAGUUCAACUAUCCGCAGCGUCCAGGUCAACCUGUGAUGCGUGGUUUACAAUUCUCUGCGCAAAAGGGUCAGACGGUAGCCUUAGUGGGGCCGUCCGGCUCCGGAAAAUCCACUAUCAUCUCCAUGUUAGAGCGUUUCUACGACACUACUGGCGGUUAUGUGCGUUUCGAUGGAAAGGAUAUCAAGACCCUCUCACUGAAUCACCUUCGAACCCAAAUGGCCUUGGUAGGACAGGAGCCACGGCUUUUCUCCGGUACCAUAAAGCAAAAUAUUUGCUUUGGUCUGGGAGAGGUCUCGAUGGAGAAAAUCGAUCGUGCGCUUGAACUCGCCAACGCCAAACGAUUUCUGGCAAAUCUUCCCGCUGGCAUCGAAACUGAGGUCGGCGAGAAAGGUACACAAAUGUCCGGUGGCCAGAAACAACGUAUAGCCAUCGCCAGGGCACUAGUGCGAGAUCCGAAGAUCUUGCUGCUCGAUGAGGCUACUAGCGCUUUGGAUUCAGAAAGUGAAAGGGCUGUUCAAAAAGCACUAGAUUUGGCAAGGGAAGGACGCACUUGUAUAACAAUAGCACAUCGACUCUCAUCGAUUCAAAACGCUGAUCUGAUCGUAUACAUCGAAAACGGUAAAGUGCGCGAAUCUGGGUCGCACUCACAAUUAAUGCAUCGCAAAGGACGCUAUUACGAACUAAUCAAGAAGCAGGACCUUACCACAUGA